Penicillium maclennaniae is the source of this 702-nucleotide messenger RNA. RefSeq lists its product as uncharacterized. The transcript is spliced from 4 exons. The coding region runs from base 1 to 702 and encodes 233 amino acids. The record is from RefSeq and is a predicted model, not a curated record. NCBI's taxonomy places the organism in Eukaryota, Fungi, Ascomycota, Eurotiomycetes, Eurotiales, Aspergillaceae.
AUGGAGCCACUGGAUAAUUGUCUCAACCUGGUACAUAUGAUCAGUAGUGGAAUGAAAGGGAGUCGAAAGCUGUUCUGGAGUAAUGUAGGUGUAGAAUGUGGGCGCCUGCGCUGUGAGCCUUGGAAACUUUCGAAUUGGGAACUCCUCGCUGCUUUGCAAGCCAUGUCGAUUUAUGUUCUUAUCAAGUUGGAUGAGGGGGAGACAGAGCACAAUGACUUUGAUUCAUUGUUAAUUGGUACCAUCAUAUUAAUGAUGAAAAUGAAGAUACUGGCGCAACAAAUUACUCACAACGACAUCGCAUGCCACUAUCGUGUGGAUCAGAGCUGGAAAGACUGGCUCUAUGAGGAGUCGAGACGAAGAUUAUCGGUAGUUUAUCGAGUCGUCAACAUGCUAGUUGAUUUCGAGCCUGCCGCAUUGUGUGAUCUGCCUGAGGACUUGGUCUUAGCUCCACUGCCAGCUAAGAAGGAGCUUUGGGAAGCGAGUAAUGAAAGUAGUGAGAAUGAGCGAGAGGCGAGUAGUGACUUUGGGUUAGCGAAGAGUGGUGAGCUCGUGAGGCUUGGCGGGGAUGGUAAGACUAUAUUGGUUCACAUAGCUAUCACAUCCGAAAGUCCUCCAAGAGCUAGUGCGAGCUGGGAAGAGUGGUGUUCUGGGAUGGAUGGGUUUGGUGGCCUUGUGAUGCUUGCUGCUUUUUUGGUCGGGUAA